Panicum virgatum (switchgrass) is the source of this 2044-nucleotide messenger RNA. RefSeq names its product 3-ketoacyl-CoA synthase 20-like. The coding region runs from base 115 to 1728 and encodes 537 amino acids. The record is from RefSeq and is a predicted model, not a curated record. Lineage: Eukaryota; Viridiplantae; Streptophyta; Magnoliopsida; Poales; Poaceae. Gene Ontology annotation, molecular function: acyltransferase activity, transferring groups other than amino-acyl groups. Gene Ontology annotation, cellular component: membrane. Gene Ontology annotation, biological process: fatty acid biosynthetic process. The transcript has 2 exons.
ACCUUCAAAACCCACACGCCCCCCUCCCCUCACUGCGUCCUCGACUCCCAUCCUCGGCUCAGCUAGCUAGCCUUCUCCUUCUCCACCUCGCCGCGCUAGACCGGCCGGGGCACCAUGAGCGCCGCCACCGCCGCCGAGCAGCAACCGGAGCCGCCCGCCGCCGGGACCACUCCGCCGGCGGUGAUCCGCAACGCUCGCCACCGCCCCAGCACGCUCAAGCUGUGCUACCACCUCGCCGUCUCCAACUCCCCCUACCUCCUGCUCCCCCUCGCCACCGCCCUGGCCCUCCGCCCGAUCCCCCGCCACCCCGACCCGCUCCCCUCCCUCGCCGCCGCCGCCCGCUCCGCCCUCACCUCCAACACGCCCCUCACCCUCGCCCUCCUCGCCCUCGCCGCCGCCCUCGCCACCAUCUACCUCAUGCGCCGCCCGCGCGCCGUCUACCUCCUCGACUUCGCGUGCUACAAGCCCGGGCCGGAGCACGUGAUCACCCGCGAGACCUUCAUGCGGCAGUCGGUGGGGGCGGGGACGUUCACGCCGGAGAACCUCGCGUUCCAGCGGAAGAUCCUCGAGCGGUCGGGGCUGGGCCAGGGGACCUUCUUCCCGCGCGCGGUGCUGGCCUGGCCGCCGCGCCCGCCGUGCAUGGCGGAGGCCCGCGCCGAGGCGGAGGCCGUCAUGUUCGGCGCCGUCGACCAGGUGCUCGCCAAGACGGGCGUCCGGCCGUGCGACAUCGGGGUCGUCGUCGUCAACUGCAGCCUCUUCAACCCGACACCGUCGCUCUCCGCCAUGGUCGUCAACCACUACAAGCUCCGCGGGAACGUCGCCAGCUACAACCUCGGCGGCAUGGGCUGCAGCGCCGGCCUCAUCUCCAUCGACCUCGCCAAGCAGCUGCUCCAGGUGCACCGGAACACGUACGCGCUGGUGGUGAGCAUGGAGAACAUCACGCUCAACUGGUACUGGGGCAACAACCGGUCGAUGCUCAUGUCCAACUGCCUCUUCCGGAUGGGCGGCGCGGCGGUGCUGCUGACGAACCGCGGCGGUGCGGCGCGGCGGCGCGCCAAGUACCAGCUGGUGCACACGGUGCGGACGCACCAGGGCGCCGACGACCGCGCCUACCGCUGCGUAUUCCAGGAGGAGGACGAGUCCGGGCGCGUCGGCGUGGCGCUCUCCAAGGACCUGAUGGCCGUCGCCGGCGAGGCGCUCCGCACCAACAUCACCACGCUGGGCCCCCUCGUUCUCCCCUUGUCGGAGCAGAUCCUCUUCCUGGCGUCCCUCGUUGGGCGCCGCGUGUUCGGCCUCCGCGCGCUCCGGCCCUACCUCCCGGACUUCAAGAUGGCGUUCGAGCACUUCUGCAUCCACGCCGGCGGCCGCGCCGUGCUGGACACCGUCGAGCGGAACCUGGGGCUCAGCGGCUGGCACAUGGAGCCGUCGCGGAUGACGCUGCACCGGUGGGGGAACACCUCCAGCAGCUCGCUGUGGUACGAGCUUGCGUACGCGGAGGCGCAGGGCCGAGUGCGGCGCGGCCACCGCGUGUGGCAGAUCGCCUUCGGCUCCGGGUUCAAGUGCAACAGCGCCGUGUGGCAGGCGCUGCGCGACAUCGACCCGGCGGAGGAGAAGGUGGGGAACCCUUGGGUGGACGAGAUUCACAGGUUUCCCGUCGAGGUGCCCAAGGUCGAGAGCGUCGUCACCGCCGCGGCGGCGGCGGCACCGGAGCCGGAGGCGGCGUCGUGAGGGUGGUGCGAGGCUUUUGUUUGUACAGGGCCGGCUUAAGGGGGAGGGCAGCCAGGGGGAUGGCCCAGGGUCCAUAAAGGAGGGGUCCAACAUCUAGUAUGUCGUAGAUAGUGUACUUAAUUUAACUUAGAGUAUACCAGCACACAGUCAGUCACGCAACCAAACACGUAGGCCUUUCACCAAAUAUUAGGAGUCACACGUGACUGGUAGUCACACUAUCACACAUGAUGAAAUAAUUAUUUUAUGCCGGAACAAUUUGUUGUUCCAGCAAUAAAAAAAUAUUUCAUAUUAAAAAUAUUCCAAUUUUUUAUAUUUA